AUGGUCUCGCCCUCUCGGGGUUUGCAAAGAAAGCUGCUGGCCGUAAAGAAGGGCUUUCCUACUCGUGCCCAACGCAUCUUUGACGGAGUCCAAGCACAGCAAGCAAAGGAACAGCAAUUCACGUCCAGUGCAAAUAUGGUGGGCUGGUUAGGAAUUGAAUCGCAGCGAGAGAGGCGGGUGGAAGGGAGCUGGAACCGCACGCAGCAGCAGGAGCGAGUGACCCAGCAACCACCAGCCACCCCUGCCACCACCAAAUAUAACCAACCUCGUCUGCCGCCCUCUCGCUCUCUUUCUUCCUCUUCCUCUUCUUUUUCUUCAACCACCACUCUCCAAUCCUUCAUCCAUCACACCCCAUCCCAAUCCCUUCCAUCUUCAAUCGUCUCUGCAUCCAGUGCAAUUGAGGACCAAGGAGUGUUACCAAGCACCUCCAGCCCUCUUCUCCGCAGCUUGACCAGAGUCAAGUUAUCAGGCACCGCUUCGCGCGCCGGACGGGAAGAUACUCGAUUCGAAGGCCCGCUCCCUGACCCUAGAGUCUACGGUAAAGAGGAGGUCGACACCCACUUUGCCAAGUCCGAGUAUCGUCCUGUUCGCACCCACUCCCGUGAAGAGUUCCAAGUUUACGAAGAACGAUCUGCCCCCCGUGACCGAUAUCCCGAAGUAGACCUUGCUCGCGAGAGAUAUUACGACUCCCACACCCAGGACAAAAAGGGCUUUGAAACCCAACUCGACAUCACUGAGCACGAAUACCGUCGACGCACCGACCCAAGCUACGCCGUCCAAUACGACAGCGGCCGCUCUUAUUCAACCCAAUCUCGCGAUAUCGACGUCUCCUACGAUCGCGUAACUGACAACGUCGAGACCUACAAGCCUCGUACCCAAGUUCGUGAAAUCGAAUACGACAGCAACUCGAGCCGGUUCGACAAGCACAUCGAAGUCGAGACCGAGCGGCGUCCAGUUUACGACACACCAAAGCAAAGAAUGGGAUAUUACGACGACGAAGGCCAAUAUCACUCGUUCCGUCGUGGUGUUGAGCGUGCUGCUGACCGUAUCCUUCAUCCCUUCCAUCAUCACCACCACAAGGAAGAAGUCAUGGCUUCCGAUGAACGCGGUCCCGCCCGUGUCCGUGAGGGCGUUCGUGAAUCGGUCAGAGUCGUCCAACCACGUGGUGGACAUCCUCCUGGCACCAUCACCAUUCCAUGCCACUUCAUCCGCAUUGGCGACCUAUUGAUCCUGCAAGGUCGUCCUUGCCAAGUGAUCCGCAUCUCUGUCUCUUCCCAAACCGGCCAGCACCGUUAUCUCGGUGUUGAUCUCUUCACUGGUCAGCUACAUGAGGAGUCUAGUUUUGUGUCCAACCCAUCUCCGUCCGUGGUUGUCCAGAGCAUGCUCGGCCCCGUCUACAAGACCUAUCGCAUUCUCGAUCUCCGUGAGGACGGCCGUCUUACCGCAAUGACCGAGACAGGUGACAUUAAACAAGGCAUUCGCGUCAUUGACCAGGGCGGACUUUUCAACCGCAUCAGUGAUGCUUUUGCUGACGGCAAAGGAAGUGUCCGUGCUCUCGUUAUCAACGAUGGUGGUCGUGAGCUCGUUGUUGACUACAAGGUUAUCCACGGAUCUCGCCUUUAA
Molecule: messenger RNA, 1623 nt
Organism: Uncinocarpus reesii 1704
Lineage: Eukaryota; Fungi; Ascomycota; Eurotiomycetes; Onygenales; Onygenaceae
Product: woronin body major protein
Exons: 5
Coding region: 1-1623 (540 amino acids)
Biological process (GO): positive regulation of translational elongation
Molecular function (GO): RNA binding; translation elongation factor activity; ribosome binding
Source: RefSeq, a predicted model, not a curated record